Messenger RNA from Anarrhichthys ocellatus (wolf-eel), 2930 nucleotides. RefSeq names its product purine nucleoside phosphorylase 6 (gene pnp6). The transcript is spliced from 6 exons. Gene Ontology annotation, biological process: nucleoside metabolic process. NCBI's taxonomy places the organism in Eukaryota, Metazoa, Chordata, Actinopteri, Perciformes, Anarhichadidae. The coding region runs from base 134 to 1006 and encodes 290 amino acids. Gene Ontology annotation, cellular component: cytoplasm. The record is from RefSeq and is a predicted model, not a curated record. Gene Ontology annotation, molecular function: purine-nucleoside phosphorylase activity.
UCCAUCCGCAGCAGCAGCAGAGUCUCCAUCAGCCGCUCCGGCUCCACCACCCUGAACUCAGCACGAGCAGCGUCUGUCAAACAAGAUUCAAACAAGCGUCUUAUCAGUAGACUGGUCCUGCUCAUCGUCAGAUAUGGAGUCGGCAACCUCCUCCGCCAGUCAGUGCAGAUACAGUUAUGAAGAGUAUAAGGAGACAGCAGAAUGGCUGCUGGCCCACACAGAGCAGCGUCCUAAAGUAGCCAUCAUCUGUGGUUCAGGCCUGGGCGGACUGGCUGACCUGCUGGAUGACAAGACCACGUUCCCGUAUGAGGAUAUCCCACGUUUUCCCACCAGCACUGUGCCGGGCCAUUCCGGGCAGCUGGUGUUCGGGAGGCUGCAGGGCCGUGACUGUGUCUGCAUGCAGGGGAGAUUCCACUUCUACGAGGGUUACAACAUGCACACGGUGACGUCCCCGGUGCGAAUCUUCUUCCUCCUUGGCGUGAAAACUGUGAUCGUGACAAACGCAGCGGGGGGACUCAAUGGCAGCUACGAAGUGGGAGACAUCAUGCUCAUCAAGGAUCACAUCAACAUGCCGGGCUUUGCGGGCCAGAACCCGCUCUGUGGGCACAAUGAGUGCAGGUUUGGAGAGCGUUUCCCUUGCAUGUCGGACGCGUACGACCGUGAGCUGAGGGCUCUGGUCAAGCAAACAGCACAGGAGCACGGCUGCGGCAGCUUCCUGCAUGAAGGAGUUUACUGCAUGCUGGCUGGACCGACAUACGAGACCAUUGCAGAGUGCAAACUCCUGCAGAUGCUGGGGGCUGAUUGUGUGGGUAUGAGCACAGUGCCAGAGGUGGUGGUGGCUCGUCACUGUGGCCUGCGUGUCUUGGGUCUAUCCCUUGUCACCAACAAGGUCGUGACGGAUUACGACAGCGUUGAGAAGGCCAACCACGAGGGGGUGCUGAGGACCACCCAGCGCAGAACCCAGGACCUCCAGAGGCUCGUCAGCCACCUCAUCCCCAAGAUCUAGUACUGUUGUUGUACAACACCCACCGGUGUGUAUUUCUAUCCAGCGUUUGUACUGCCGGGUCCAUUGGGUUUCCUCUCUACACUACUACGUGUUAAAAAGACUGUGAGCUCUCUUGCAGCUGAACCUGUAUCUUUGAUUGCGUCUAAACUAUUUAAUGAAUGUGAGAUAAUUCUGUGAUCAGCUCACUGCUAAUCACUAAUAAUAGACACAUAAAACUUUUAACCUAAUGGGACGAUUGUGCCACGGUUAGUAGUUAUGAUCACUGGCUAGCAUCCUGCUCUUGUAGAUGGAGACUCAGCAACAUGUUUUUUGUUUUAUGAAACAGAUGAUUGUCUAUAAUUAAGGCUCGUAGAGUGAUAACCUCCAUUAUUUAAAAUUACAUUUGUUAUAUGGGUACAUGCUGUAUGUCUUAUUUGCCUUGAGCAAAGUAUGCAACUACCACCUAUGAAAGCAUCGUUCUUAAGAUGUAUUCACUGUGCACUUAUGCGUUGGCCUUGACAUGUUGGUGCUUGGAUAGAGAAAAAACAGCCUGUUACUUCUCCAGCAGGGUAUAAGACGUGAAUCCACAUAACAGUUGCUAAUUAUAGAGAAAAAUAGAAUAAUUCUUGUGAUCUAACUGGAUUGUUGGGACCAACUAGCACCUGCUUUCCUUCAUUAGGCGAUUGCUUGUUAUUAACAAUGUAUAAUAACUACUUAUUUUAGCUAUAAAUCAUAGUGGCUAUAUUUUGCAGAUCAAAUCAGAGUUGCUUAUUUUUGAAGUAGACAAAUUAGUUAUUUUAAAUAUUUAAUGUAUUUAAUAAUGAAGUGUUAUAAUGGCAUCCUGGAAGGAUCUCCAUUUUCAAAAGGCAAUGGAGUUUUAGCUGAAAAAGCCUGUCCACAAUCAAAUCUGAUCUGAAAGAAAUGCCUAAAGUCAGAGGCUAAUCUGGUCAAGCAGCAGUGAUGUAUGAAGGUUUUUCUGGGGGGGGGAUUGCAUUUGGAUCCCUUUUAUUUGUACAUCAAGAGACCACAGCACUGUAAUGUCAGGGAGGGCUGUAAUGCCUGGGACUGCACUGUUCAAUCUUCUCCAGGACGAUCUGGAACCUCCUGCCAGGUCCCCUCGACCGUCUCAUUCAUUAGAGCUGCAAAGACCAGAGAAAUCCUAAAUCAGCAGUCCAACAUCUUCGAUCACUUAUAGCAACAUCAGGAGGCUAAUGGGAGUCUUAAAGAGGAAUUCCACUCAGAGUGAAGCCUGCCAUCAUCGAAGUAUAAAAUCUGAAUUUCAACUGCUCCAUAACAAACAUGAAUCUUGUUAUUUACAUGCAAUUCAUUUGAAGAUGCACUUUCCAUGCUCAAUAUUUUCCUGUAUGGGAACAAGUCCAUGUUGCAUUUUAUUUCCUCGUUAGUGGUUUGUGAAGUGUUACGACCGGCUCGGGAGUCGCAACAUAUAGGAGGGACACAACACCAAGUUAGGUUAAAAACAACCACAGCUGCCAGUUUAUUUACAGGACACAAGUAAACUGUAGUGUGCAAAUCCAACUGCAGACCAGGGUCUGGUGCCAGGCAGAUGAGAGAGAGUGAGGGCGGCACAAGGAGGCGCUUAUAUAGGUAAACCCCAUCCUCAUCCAGGUUCCCUCAAUCACUCGUUAGGGAGCUGCACCUAGAAGUCAAAAGACACAGAAUACACACACAUGCACACACACACCCCCAAGCACAAACAUUCACAGCAGGACAUAGAACCAUACAUAACAGAAGUCUUCCACACAAUUGCAUUUACUAGACUGAAUAACUGAAGGAUGUUGUGUGUUAAUCAUAUGUACUGUAUCCAGGUCUCAGGUUAGAAUCUAAUUCACUAACAAACAAUAAACCACGCUAUGUCUCUAUUGGCGUAAAAAUACUUUAUUUUAAUACCAAAUGUUGCUGCUGUCAAAUAAAAUCUUGCAGAUGA